This is a messenger RNA of Plasmodium gaboni, 2769 nucleotides long. Its product is annotated as putative protein kinase. The annotation marks the transcript as partial. The transcript has a single exon. Lineage: Eukaryota; Apicomplexa; Aconoidasida; Haemosporida; Plasmodiidae. The record is from RefSeq and is a predicted model, not a curated record.
AUGUAUAUUUAUAAUAAACAAAAUAUGUAUCUACAUAUGAAUAAUAAAAUAAAUAAUUUCGAUAAUACAUAUAAUAAAUAUUUUAAAAAUAACACAUUAAAAGAUAACCAGUUAAACAACUUGAAUAAAUUUAAAUGUCAAGAACCUAAUAAUUUAUAUGAUAACAUUAAUAAUAUAAAUAAAAGAAAUAGUAAUUUAAUAAAUUAUAAGAUGGGUCAGAGAAAUGCAAAAAUACAACAAAAUGGAAUAUAUGAUAUAAAGAAUGAUAUAAUAUAUAAUCAUAAUAAUAUUAAUAAUAGAUAUAAUAAUAUGACUUAUAAUAAUAAUGAUAUAAAACCAUCUAAUUUUAAUAUGAAUAAUAUUAAAAUAUUAGAUGAAGAAGAAGAAAAAAAAGAAAAGGAAAAUUAUCAUAUAAACACAUAUCAUCCAUAUCAUAACAAAAAUUUAAAUAAUAAUAAUAAUAAUAUUCCAUCUGUUUUUAAAUAUGAUGAUAUUAUAAAUAAUAAUGAUUAUAAGAAUUUCAACAUAGAACAUAACCACAAGCAUAUAAAUUAUUUUAAUAGUAAUACUAAUAAUAUAAAUAAUAAUAAUAAUAAUAAAAAUAAUAAUAAUAGUAAUAAUAAUAGUAAUAAUAGUAACAAAUUUAAUCUUUUAAAUAGUGCAAAAAAUUCUUACACAUGGUCAGAUAGAUUUAAUAUAAAAAAUAACAAUGAAAAUAUUGAUUCAAAUAAAAAAUAUUUUGACAAUAUAUAUCAAAAUCCUUAUAGAAAUAAUCAAAAUAUAACAAGUAAUCAGAUUAAUCAUGAUAUGAAUAAUGAACAAAUAAAUACAAACCAGUUUAAUAAUAUAUAUCGUAAUAAUAAAUUUACAAAGACACACGAUAUAAAAAAUAAACAAGGGCAAUUAGGAAAUAAUGCUUAUCAUUUUAACCACACAAAUAAUAAUAAUAAUAAUAAUAAUAAUAAUACUUAUAAUUAUAAUAAUAAUUAUAAUAAUAAUUAUAAUAAAAAUGUUGAUUUAAUAAAUUCAAAAAAAGAAAAAAAUAAUGACAUUGAUGAUAUUAUAAAAAAAUAUACUACAGAUAAAGAUAACAGAGAUGAUAAUAAUAAGUUUAAUUGUUUAUAUGCCAACAAUGAUGUUCUUAAUGAUAUUCUAAGAAAUAGUAACAAUAAUAAUAAUAUCAAUAAUAAUUAUAGUAAUAAUAUAAAUAAUAUAAAUAAUAAUAAUUAUAGUAGUAAUAAUAAAACGAAAUUAUUCACCUUUAACAGUUCAUCCUUACGAAAUAAACAAAAAGAUGAUGAAGAAAAGAAGAGAGAAAAAAAAUUGAAUUUAUUAAAAAAUAUUAUAGUUAAUAAUCCAAAUAAAAAAUGCAAUAUGAGCUUUCAUGACGAUUUUUAUGAUAGCAUAGCUCAAGAUAAUUUUUAUAUAAAUACAAGUUCUAUAGUUGAUUAUAAUGAUGUGCAUAAUAAGAAUUAUAAAUAUAAUCAUAUGAAAGAUGAUAUAAAUGAUCAUGAUAAAAAUAUAUACAAAAAAAAUGAACACAAUAAUAUAUAUGACAAAAAUAUUUAUGAAGACAAUGAAAAAAAUGAAUAUGAUAAAAAUAAAAUCUUUAAUUUUUUAUAUGACGAUCUUAAUAUACUUGAUAAAAUGAAUGAGACACCAUAUAUUAUGAAUAAACAUAAAAUUUAUAAUGAAAAUAUAUAUAAUGAACAAGAUAAUAAUAUUAUGACUAUAGACAAAAAUUAUGAUCAUUAUUCAUAUGAUAAAACAUAUAAAAAAAUGAAUAAUCUAAAUGAUAUUGAUUCAAUAAAAAAUAAAGAAAAUAAUUUUCAUUUAUUAAAUAAUCAUAUAAAUAUAUAUGAUCAUAUCAAAACUGGAAUAAAUCAAGGAGUAGAUAUUUUUCAUACACCCAUGAGGAAUAAUAAUAUUAAUAAUAAUAAUUAUGAAGAAGAUUUUUAUCAACAUAAAAAUAAUAAUAUUAAUAAUAAUAUUAAUAAUAAUAAUAAUAAUAAUAAUUACAAUAUGUCUGUCAACAAAAAUGAGAAACAGCUGUUUCAAUUUAAUAUGUUUGAAAAUGAUUAUAAAAAUGAUGCUAAUAAAUAUGAUGCUAAUAAAUAUGAUGCUUAUAAAAAUGAUGUUCAUAAAAAUGAUGCUUAUAAAUAUGAUAGUCAUAAAUAUGACAGGUGCAAUGUGAACCACCUAGGAUACAAAUAUAAUGACAAAGGACAUGAUUAUUAUGAUGAAAAUGCAGGCAAAAUAUCACCGUUUGAUAAAUUCUAUGAUAAUAAAAAUCAUAUAAAUGAAAAUAAUUUAAAUUUUUUUGAACAGAACAAAAUAGGAGGGAAUAACGGAAGGAAUUCUUUUUUAAAAAAUUCGAAUCUUUUAUUUGAUGAUAUGGAUCAAUAUAAAAAUGAAAAAAGUGAUAGAAAUGAUAAAAAUUAUCUUAGUGGAAUAGAAAGAAAAAGUUAUUUAAAUAAAAAUAAUAAUCCAAUAAAUAAUAAUUGGAAAAAAAAUGAUCAAAGUGAAUUCCUCUUUUUAGAUAAUGCAAAUGAAAUAAAUAUUUUUAGAAAUACAGAUAGAGCUAAUGAUAAUUUCACACAAGAUAAUUUUUUAAAGACAAAUACAAAUAUAAUAGAAAUGAAUAAGAUAUUGAAUAAAUAUAAUAAUGAUGAUAAAUUAAAUAUUGUAGAUAAUUAUGAUAAUAAUACAUUGUAUAUGAACAAAAUGAAAAGCACAAACAAUCACCAUAAUGAUCAUAUUAAUAAUAAU